UCAGGUCACAUUCAUGUGAGUUUAACAAUUGAUUUAUAUGAUUUUAUUGAGAAAAACAGUGCACACAUUUCUUCAUUGCUUAGUUAUUGUGGUACGUACCUUCUAAGGUAAGGUAAAUCUUUUUCAUGACACAAAUUUACCACGAUGUUUCAAUUAUUUAAAUAAAUGACGACUUUAAAACUGUAAUAUUCUAAUCCGAAGUUUCAUCCUAAUAUCUUGUCAUCAUUAUGUUUUAUUCAUUGUUCCUUCUCUUCAUCAUGAUUAAUGUCUGCGUACUUUAAUUCAUUCUUAUGGAAUAAAAAAAUAUUCAGGAACGAAAUGGAAAAUUCCAAAGAACAACCACAACUUCAGAACGCCAACUGGCGACAAGGAAAGACUGUAGGGGCGUGUAUGGGUGAAAUGUUUGAUAGAGGGCUCUGGACAGAUGUAGAGUUUCAGUGUAAAGAUCAUAGCAAAAAAGGAAUCAUAAAAGCGCAUAAAAUAGUCCUAGCGGCAAGAAGCCCAGUUUUUGAGGCUAUGUUCUUCGGUCCAUGUGCUGACGGAAAGAGCGUUGUGGAAGUGAAAAAUAUCGAAUCAGAUAUAUUUCAAGCAUUACUGAGAUAUAUCUACAGCGAUACUGUCAACCUUACAGAGGAAAUAGUGUUCUCACUCAUGGAAACUGCGCACUGCUAUCAGGUCUCAUGCUUGGUUCAAUACUGUGCUGAUUUUCUUUGCACAAUAUUAUCACCGACAAAUGCUUGCGAUAUUCUAACACAUGCAAUACUAUAUGAGCUCGUAAGCCUCAGAGAUAUCUGCUGCUCCUUUAUUGACAAUAAUGUAGCGGUUCUUAAGUCAAAUGGUUUCUUAGAUUUAUCGGAAGCAGCACUAUUAUAUAUUUUAAAAGGUGAUACAUUCUACGUCAAAGAGGAAGACAUCAUAGAAGCGGCGGACAAAUGGUCAAGAAAAAAACUGGAUGAAAGAGGACUUGAGCAGAAUGGUGCAAACAUUCGUAAGAUUAUGGGUCAAGCAUUCUACCAGUUAAGAAUUCCAACUCUUACAAAUAAAUCAUUAGUUGAGUCCGUUAGCAGAAAAGGAUAUUUGUCUGUAGAGGAAUAUUCUGAUAUAUCCGCUUUCAUCAACAACGUUGACGGCAUCAGAGUCGCUACGAAUUCGUGUAUUGUACGUAUACCUGAGAGGGAAUCUAUCAUAUCACAUAUAACACAUGGUAUCAAAGAAAUCUCUGAUCAAAUUUCUAUAGUGUUUGAGAUAUGUGUAAAAAAAGACGUCUUACUUAGAACUUUCACAUUAUAUACGUUGAGGCCAUCUCACAGCUAUUGCCCCAAUGGUAGCGUCUUUAUGCAGUCAAAAUCAGACGAUGGAAAUCUCCCAGCAAACAUGAACUUGACAUUGUCUGUGUGUGUGCAGAUUAAGACUUUAAAGUUAAAGAAGGUAUUUGAAAUCCAACAACAGCAACAGAAUGAAGACAGCAUACAUUUUGACCAACCUUUAGUAUUAAAAGAAAGUAAAGCUCCUUAUCUUGUUGAAAUGACAUUAAGCUAUAAAUGUGGAAAUGGUAUACAAGUCCAAACAACAGGCGCUUGCAAGAACCCGACCUAUGAUAACACAGAUGGCACGAUAACAAUAAAAAGUUACAGGCGCAAACGACUCUUUGGAAUAAAGCGUAUCGAUUUUCAGAACUUUUCAAAUCGUUAAAACAACGACGAUUUACAACCUACGCGAGUUAAUGAAGAAAUAAUAUCUGUCUCAGAAGUGUCUAUCGGUUAUUAAACACAGGUUUCGAGUUUUGGUGCUUAGGAAUUGACAUGCACGAAGGCCGUAGGCCUGAGUGGUUAAUUUUCUUUCGUAUCAAAACAACGAACCGGUGUUAAAUUUGCCUAAAGAAGAAGAAGACAAAUAAUUAUGAUAUUGAAUUAUAAAUACAUUUGAUAUGAUACUAGUAGUUAAAGAAUUCUUUUAAAAUGAAAAGCACUGCGCACUUUAUAAUUGUUCAUUUUUGCGAAAAAUAUACGCCUCAGAUUGUCGUGGAUUCGUCAUUAUUAUAAAUGCCAUUUUCAGAUGGAUAUUUUAUAUCAAAGAGAAGUAUGUACACUUCAUUAUUUUCUGUGUUUUGUUCAGCUAUGAAGUCCAGUUGUGAAACAUUGACUGUAGAAUAUAGUUUCCAAUAUUGUUAAAAGAAGAAAUUUAGGGCGUUCAGGGAGACAUUAUUAAUAUAUCAAAACUGUAAAGCGAGUUACAUGUAUCACGGGGGAUGAACUGUUACACGAGGGGAGAAGUUCUAUAAGUUCUGAUAACUUGUCAAAGAGUUCUUGUGAUAAGUGUCACGGAGUUAGUCGGUAACAUUUGUAUAUACUACAAAAACACUCGUCAAAAAUGAUAAUUUUCACCUUUGAAAAGUGAGUUUUAGGUGCUUUAUUACACUUUAUUGAUUAACUUUGCCUAACAUAUUGUAUUAUGUGUCAAAAACUAAUUCAUAGUCCAUUUUUCAUCGCCUCUUGCUUAAAGAGCA
Messenger RNA from Ruditapes philippinarum (Manila clam), 2506 nucleotides. Its product is annotated as BTB/POZ domain-containing protein 3-like. The transcript is spliced from 2 exons. Gene Ontology annotation, biological process: neurogenesis. Gene Ontology annotation, molecular function: protein binding. Gene Ontology annotation, cellular component: cytosol. Lineage: Eukaryota; Metazoa; Mollusca; Bivalvia; Venerida; Veneridae. The record is from RefSeq and is a predicted model, not a curated record. Bases 265 to 1692 code for a protein of 475 amino acids.